GCUGGGCUCCCCGCGCGCGGGGGGCCACGGCGUGCAGGCGCCGCCCCGUGGGCUCCGCGGCGGGGUCUCCGACGGGGCCGCCCGCUUUGCGGCCACGUGCCCGGGCUGGAGGAGCGGCGGCAGUCCACGGAGGCAGCGCCUGCGCCGGGUCGCCAGCUGGAGCCCCUCCAGGUUGGCUGGCGGGCGCCCUGAACUGCGCUGCCCGCCGAGCGCGGCGCUGCGCGCAAAGCGCGCCGGGCCUGGGGCGGCCGCCGCGCCGCUGGUGGCCGCGCUGGCGCGGCUGCGUCAGGUGCUCGCCGAGGCGGGCGCGCCCGAGGCUGGUGCGCUGCCCGCGGGCACGGCCGGCGCCGAGGGCGGCGGCCCCCCGCGGGCGACGAAGAGGGAGCUGCUGCGGGAGAUCUUGCAGGAGCUGCUGCGCCAGCUGCCGGCGCGCCCGCAGGCUGGCCGUCCGCUCACGGGAAGUGCCCUGGCCGGGAGCAGCGAGGGGCGCUUCUACCGCGAGCUGGCGCGCGGCGUGCUCGAGGCCGCGAGGGCGGGGGCGCCGCGCGGGGGCGCGGGGCCGCGCCUCGCGCUCGAGGAGCUGCGGGUGGCUGACCGCGUCAUGGGGGCGGCCACCGGCGUGGCUCGCGAGCUGGUGAGGGACGAGGUGCAGCGCGCCCUCGCGGCGGAGCACGGCGGCGCUGGCGGCGGCAGAGCCUCCUCGCUGCCGCCUGCGGCGAGCGCCAGCGCGGAGGCCGCGGCCCGCGGAGAGCUCGAGCAGCACGCGGAGGACCUCCUCGGCGCCGCGCUGCACGCCUGGCUCCACCACCUGCCGUCGCCGGAGGAGGCUUUCCUGCUCGACCUGGCCCUGAAGGCCCAGGCGACGCACUCGACGGCGGCCGCUCCACCCGACGGUGUGCAGGCGGGCCCGGCCCAGGGCAUGCCCGCGGCCGCGCGACCAGACGGCGUGCACGCGGGCCAGGCCGAGGGCACUCGCGGGGCGUCGUUGCGUGCCCCACUCGGCGCGCUCGCCGGGGCCGCGCCAGCGGCCGCGGCCGCGGCGCGCGAGGAGGGCGGCUCCGCCGUGCCUUGCGCCCGCGGGGACACGGCCGCCGCAGGCCGUGCCGCGGCUGCGUCGGCAGGGGCCGCGGGGCCAGCUGCAGCCGAAAGCCGCGCGGCCGCCGUCGGAUCUGCCGUCGACGCCGCCGCGCUGCCAGGACCAGCGGGGACCCCGUCGGCUGCGCUCGCCGCUGGUGCCGCGCCAGCGGCCGCCGCCACGCCCAGCGACGGAGCGCCGGCGGCAGCCGCUUUCGCAGGGUUGGUGGGUGCUGCGGGGGCGGCCUCCGCAGGCGGCCGUGCCGCCCCCGCGGAAGCUGCCGCCAGCGGCGCCGACGGCGCCGUGCCGCCGGCAGGCGCAGACGCGCAGCUGGCCGCGGCUGCCGCCGUCGCGCCAGCCGUGGCAGCCUCGGUGAGCGACGAGGGCGGCCGUGUCACCGCCAUGGAAUCUGCCGCCGACGACGCCGCGCCGCCAGCAGGCGCAGACGCGCAGCCGGCCUUGGCUGCCGCCGUCGCGCCAGCCGUGGCAGCCGUGGCAGCCUCGGUGAGCGACGAGGGCGGCCGUGUCACCGCCAUGGAGUCUGCCGCCGACGACGCCGCGCCGCCAGCAGGCGCAGACGCGCAGCCGGCCUUGGCUGCCGCCGUCGCGCCAGCCGUGGCAGCCUCGGUGAGCGACGAGGGCGGCCGUGUCACCGCCAUGAAGUCUGCCGCCGACGACGCCGCGCCGCCAGCAGGCGCAGACGCGCAGCCGGCCUUGGCUGCCGCCGUCGCGCCAGCCGUGGCAGCCUCGGUGAGCGACGAGGGCGGCCCCGUCGCGGCCGCCGUUCUCGGGGGCGCGGCGACCGCAGCUGGUGCCGCUGCCGGGUCGGCCAGGCAGGGCCUGCCAGCCCGAUCCGAUUCGAUCCCGAUCUUCCUUUGAUCCGCUGCGGCCCGAUGUUCGCGUGGCGCUUGUGUGCAUCCUGGCGCCGC
Messenger RNA from Prorocentrum cordatum, 2004 nucleotides. Lineage: Eukaryota; Dinophyceae; Prorocentrales; Prorocentraceae. The record is from the annotation of a GenBank genome assembly.